AUGUGCUCUCAAUCAGUCGUCAAUAUCAAGACACAAGAUCGAAUACAGUUAUUCACACAGCAAAAUUACCAGAUGGAAAUCCAAGAUGAGCAGCACGAGAAGCCGGUCUCCGUCCUCGCCUGUAUAUAUCCCACAACCCUACCCAAAUUCAACCCUAUAAUUUCUGCCCAUUAUCGCUUCGCUUCGUCCCCCCGGGCUGGGCAUCCAUCGACUAGAAAGCCAGACGGAAACGAGCCAGAGAAAAAACUCUGCUCCCGUCUGUCCCCUGUAGCGCCAUUCUCGCCAACCCUCCGCGCUCCAAUCGUCCUGCAGCACCAGCAUCGCCAAAGUCGCCAGCUCCAGGAACAACUGGCCAGUGACUCACAUCGCGAACAACGCCAGGCUCUCACCGUGUCCGCGUCACUCCCGGCCGCGCCAGCAAGGUGGAACAAAAAAGCUGCAGGGUGGAACAGAAAGCAGCAUGUGUCCACAGGCACCGUCUCAUGGUUUCGAUCGCUGUGGCCAGUGGGUUGGUCGAAUGUGGGGGACAAGGGUGCAUAA
This is a messenger RNA of Trichoderma harzianum CBS 226.95, 540 nucleotides long. RefSeq lists its product as hypothetical. NCBI's taxonomy places the organism in Eukaryota, Fungi, Ascomycota, Sordariomycetes, Hypocreales, Hypocreaceae. Bases 1 to 540 code for a protein of 179 amino acids. The transcript has a single exon. The record is from RefSeq and is a predicted model, not a curated record.